AUGGAAACAGUAUCGCGAAUUUCUUCUAUGCUUGAAACAGCGCGCGAGCUCACUCUUGAAGCCGCUCAGUCCGCCAGCAACAGCAAAUUAUAUCGAUCUGGUGGCUCUCCCCGGAAUUCAGCACAAAUUAAAAAGCUUUUAGAUAGUAGAGUUGAUCGGGAAAUCCUCGAUGGGCUGCGGAAAGUCGUUUCGUUGAUGUAUAGAUCUGAGUCAUGCGCCCCAUUCUUUUCCUCCGUCGUCAAAAAUGUCGCAAGCCCAAACGUGGAAAUCAAGAAACUCGUAUAUAUAUAUCUUCUCAAAUACGCAGAAGAGGAGCCGGACCUUGCGCUUCUUUCCAUAAAUGCGAUCCAGAAGUCAUUAACAGACCAAAACCCUCAAGUUCGCGCGAUGGCUCUGCGAACUAUGUCCGGUAUUCGGGUACCUGUGAUAAGCCAAAUCGUCUCGUUAGCGAUCAAGCGUGGGUGCGGGGAUAUGAGCCCCCAUGUCCGCAAAGCUGCUGCUCUAGCUAUUCCAAAAUGCUAUCGAUUAGACCCCAACACGAUGCCUCAACUCACAGAUUAUCUUUCGACUCUUUUGGGUGAUACUCAGUAUUUUGUUGUUGGGCCAGCUGUCGCGUCAUUCACGGAAGUCUGUCCAGACAGACUGGAUCUUAUACAUAAACACUAUCGCAGUAUCGUGAGAAAGUUGGUUGAUAUGGACGAGUGGGGGCAAUUGGCAACCUUGCGACUUAUGACGAUAUAUGCGCGAAAAUGCUUUCCGAGAAGGACUGAAAGAGUCAAGAAAUCAGCUUCUAAAGGCUUUUACGAUGAAGUAGAAAGCAGUGAUGAUGAGGAUAAUGACGAAGUGCUCGAUAUUCUAGUCAUGGACUCUGAUCUCGACCUUCUGUUAAAAGCAUGCAAGCUACUGCUUCAAAGCCGAAACUCGGCUGUGAUUGUUGACACUGUUCGCUGUUUUCGAUAUUUAGGCACCAUUGAGCAGUUACAAUUGACAGUAGGUCCAUUAAUUGCACUACUUCGUUGCUCACAAGAUAUUCAGCAUGUUGCAUUAUACAAUAUCAUUGCUGUGGCGUUGUUGAUACCCAAAACUUUCACUAAAUACGCAUCUCAUUUCCUUGUGCGCUCGACAGACCAGGAACAAAUAAAAAUUUUGAAAAUGGAAAUUUUAACCAUUCUAUAUCCCUACUUUGGACUGCAUAUGAAAGGAGUUAUCCUAAGCGAACUUGAGCAUUUCUCGAAUGGAUUCGAUCUGGCUCUAGUUAGAGAGAGUGUGCGAGCUAUUGGCAGAUGUGCUGAGAGCGACCCCAGUGUCUCAGAUAAAUGUCUGCAGAUCCUUCUUCGGCAACUGUCUAGUGCUCACGACAAUCUGGUGUCCGAGGCUUUGACUGUUGUACGCCACCUCGUUCAACAAAACCCGGCUUCACACACAAGUACCGUCGUCAUGCUGGCAAAGCGUCUUGGAAUCACAUCAAGUCCGGAGGCAAGGGCUACGAUAAUAUGGCUAGUUGGCGAGUUUGCGGGAAUUGAUUUUGAGAACAACAUAGCCCCUGACGUGCUCAGGAUCUUGGCUCAAGGUUUUGCGGAUGAAUCUGAGACGGCGAAGCAACAGAUUGUGCUUUUAGGUGCCAAAGUUUAUCUCCACCACCUUCUCAACAAACCUCAGGAAAGCGCAGAAAGCCAUGUACAAGAAGAUCCCUCCGACAACGCGGAUCCACAGCCACCAAAAGAAGACACUAUCACCACGCUUUGGCGGUACAUUCUUCUCCUAGCCCGGUAUGACACUUCUUAUGACCUUCGCGAUCGAGCUCGUCUAUAUAAAGCGCUACUUGUCGACCCCACAUCAACACAACUUGCUAGCUUGAUUCUUCUUGCACCCAAGCCAGUUCCUCAUGCCCCUUCGCCGUCUGAGUUGAGAAAAGGCCUCCUAUUGGGAACUUCUACGCUGGUUAUUGGUCCUGAUGCCGGCAUGCAUGGACUCCGGGGGUACCAAGCCCUACCAGACUGGGUGGCUGCAGGCGAAGAACCGGAUCCUACACUAAGGGAUGAAGAAGUGACAGAUGCUGGAGUUGGGAAAGGCUUUGUUACAGCUGGUGAACGUUUGGAUAAGGCAUUAAAGGAUCAUGAUGCCGCGGCCGCUGCAGGUGCUGGUGCUAGUUCGAGUAGUGCUGUUGCAGCUGGUCGAAAUAAGUAUCUCUCGUUGGAUGAAUGGCUGGAUGAAAGCGAAGAGGGCGAAGAAACUACAGAAGAAGAGAGCACUGAGGAAGAGAGUUCGGAAGAAGAUGGGGAUGAAUACGAAACUGACGAAGUGGACGACGAUGAUAGCGGCCAAGCUCAGGCCGGGAGUUCUCGUGAGAAGGUUGCAUUAAUGGCAUAA
Molecule: messenger RNA, 2370 nt
Organism: Ophidiomyces ophidiicola
Lineage: Eukaryota; Fungi; Ascomycota; Eurotiomycetes; Onygenales; Onygenaceae
Product: AP-3 complex subunit beta
Exons: 3
Coding region: 1-2370 (789 amino acids)
Biological process (GO): vesicle-mediated transport; intracellular protein transport
Cellular component (GO): AP-3 adaptor complex; membrane coat
Source: RefSeq, a predicted model, not a curated record